CAUUUUUGUUUUUUUAUUUUUUAAGCGAUUAUUUAACUUUAAAUAGAAUUUUAUAAUCUAAAAUCUGAAAUGACCAUGUUAUGAUGUUCAGUUACAUCAGCGCAAACUAUAUAAAAAUAUCUCCAUGAAAUCAACACAAGUAACGUACAUAUCAAAGUAGAAAUGAACUUUAGACCAUUUACUGAGUAGAAGAACGAAGUAUUAACCAAAUAAUCAAAUUGUAUACGUAAGAAAUUGAAUAGUGAAUGUAUUGAUAGAUAUUGUAGAAAGAAAUUAAUUAUAACUUUUAGUUGUAUAAUUUAUCGAUCUGUUUAUCAGUUAAUAAUGACACGAGCACUUGUAGGUGUGAAGAGAGUUAUCGAUUAUGCAGUUAAGAUUCGUGUCAAACCAGAUAAAAGAGGUGUUGUAACAGAUGGAGUAAAACAUUCGAUGAACCCUUUUGAUGAAAUUGCAAUUGAAGAGGCGGUACGAAUGAAAGAAAAGAAAUUAAUAGAGGAGGUCAUUGCAGUUUCAUGUGGUCCCUCGCAAUCUCAAGAUAUAAUAAGAACUGCACUUGCAAUGGGUGCUGAUAAGGGAAUUCAUGUUGAAGUAUCUGGACCUGAAUAUGAAACUUUGCAACCUGUUCAUGUUUCUAAAAUUUUAGCCAAAUUAGCUCAAGAGGAAAAAGCAGAUUUGAUUAUUGUUGGAAAACAAGCAAUAGAUGAUGAUAGUAAUCAAACUGCACAAAUGGUUGGAGGUAUUUUGGAUUGGCCAACUGGAACAUUUUGUAGCAAGAUUGAAAAAAAUGAUAGUGAACUAACAGUAACGCGUGAAGUUGAUGGAGGUUUAGAGGUUGUUAAAAUAAAGAUGCCAGCAGUUUUAAGUGCUGAUCUACGACUUAAUGAACCACGAUAUGCUACAUUGCCAAAUAUUAUGAAAGCUAAAAAAAAGCCAAUUAAAAAACUAACAGCAAAAGAUCUUGGUGUAGAUACUUCAGCGAGAAUUGAAAUUUUGUCUGUUGAAGAACCACAAGUCAGACAAGCUGGAGUUAUUGUACCAGAUGUUGAUACAUUAAUUGUAAAAUUAAAGGAAAGUGGACAUGUAUAAUUAUUCUAUUAUUGAAAAAUAUUGUUGAAACUA
This is a messenger RNA of Frieseomelitta varia, 1119 nucleotides long. RefSeq names its product electron transfer flavoprotein subunit beta (gene Etfb). Gene Ontology annotation, cellular component: cytosol. The coding region runs from base 325 to 1086 and encodes 253 amino acids. The transcript is spliced from 3 exons. NCBI's taxonomy places the organism in Eukaryota, Metazoa, Arthropoda, Insecta, Hymenoptera, Apidae. Gene Ontology annotation, molecular function: electron transfer activity. The record is from RefSeq and is a predicted model, not a curated record.